AAAGAAAGAAGAAGUAAUAUAAAGGAACACAAAAUCCCCCGAAGCUUCAUUCACUCGGAUUCUCUCACAGUGAUAAACGAAUCCCUAACGAAGCAAAUCAAAGGGCUCUGUACUUCUUCUACGAAACAUGGGUUCAGAUGCUGAUAUGGAGGAUUACGGAUUUGAGUAUUCUGACGAGGAUCAGGAGGAGCAGGAUGUUGAUAUUGAGAAUCAGUAUUAUAAUUCAAAAGGUAUGGUUGAAACGGAUCCAGAGGGUGCACUUGAGGGAUUCGCAGAGGUGGUACGAAUGGAACCUGAGAAGGCAGAAUGGGGUUUUAAAGCUCUUAAGCAGACAGUCAAAAUUUAUUAUCGUUUAGGGAGGUUUAAGCAGAUGAUGGACUCUUACAGAGAAAUGCUUACUUAUAUUAUAUCAGCGGUAACGCGAAAUUACAGCGAGAAGUGCAUCAACAACAUAAUGGAUUUUGUCUCUGGCUCAGCUAGUCAGAAUGUUGGGUUGUUGAGGGAGUUCUACGAAACCACACUGAAAGCCCUUGAAGAGGCUAAAAAUGAACGAUUGUGGUUUAAGACAAAUCUUAAGCUUUGCAAGAUCUGGUUUGACAUGGGUGAGUAUGGUAAAAUGAACAAGAUUAUGAAGGAGCUUCACAGAUCUUGUCAAAAAGCUGAUGGUACCGAUGAUCAAAAGAAAGGGACUCAGCUCUUGGAGGUUUAUGCUAUUGAAAUUCAAAUGUACACUGAGACAAAGAACAACAAAAAGCUGAAGGAAUUGUAUGGGAAGGCUCUUACAAUCAAAUCAGCUAUCCCCCAUCCUAGAAUAAUGGGAAUAAUCCGUGAGUGUGGUGGGAAAAUGCAUAUGGCACAAAGACAGUGGGCAGAGGCAGCGACUGACUUCUUUGAAGCUUUUAAGAAUUACGAUGAAGCUGGUAAUCAACGGCGCAUACAGUGCCUGAAAUACUUAGUGCUGGCCAACAUGCUUAUGGAAUCACAAGUUAAUCCGUUUGAUGGGCAGGAGGCAAAACCGUACAAAAAUGACCCAGAAAUCUUGGCCAUGACUAAUUUGAUUGCUGCAUAUCAACGAAAUGAGAUAUUGGAGUUUGAGAAAAUCCUUAAGAGCAAUAGAAAAACUAUCAUGGAUGAUCCAUUCAUUAGAAAUUAUAUCGAGGACUUGUUGAAGAAUAUAAGGACUCAAGUGUUGCUGAAACUCAUUAAACCAUACACACGGAUCAGGAUUCCUUUUAUAUCGAAGGAGAUUAACGUACCGGAAGGUGAAGUGGAAACGUUAUUGGUGUCACUGAUAUUGGAUAACCGGAUACAAGGUCAUAUUGACCAAGUAAACAAAUUGUUGGAGCAUUGCGACAGGUCAAAGGGGAUGAAGAAGUAUACAGCUAUUGAUAAAUGGAACACACAAUUUCAGUCUCUUUAUCAAACCAUUAGCAACAAAGUGGGGUAAAAUCAGUGUUCAACUGAAGUUUAUUUUAUUUAUUUUUUAUUAUAAGGAUUAGCAACAAGCUACAAAGUGAACUGGAGGACAAGAAGAAAAGAGUUUUCUCUAUUUAUGGUUUCAACUUUACAAAUUUAGCUCUUUGUACUUCCCAUCCUCAAUUUUUCAAUUGAUCUCUUUAUGAAAUUUUAAGAAUUUGAGUACUUUGUUUGAUGCAAUCUCUUACAAGCUGUGAGCUUAUAGAAAUUGAUUUUACCAAA
Solanum lycopersicum (tomato) is the source of this 1698-nucleotide messenger RNA. RefSeq names its product COP9 signalosome complex subunit 2. Gene Ontology annotation, biological process: protein deneddylation. Lineage: Eukaryota; Viridiplantae; Streptophyta; Magnoliopsida; Solanales; Solanaceae. Gene Ontology annotation, cellular component: COP9 signalosome. The record is from RefSeq and is a predicted model, not a curated record.